Molecule: messenger RNA, 2561 nt
Organism: Menidia menidia (Atlantic silverside)
Lineage: Eukaryota; Metazoa; Chordata; Actinopteri; Atheriniformes; Atherinopsidae
Source: the annotation of a GenBank genome assembly
GAAACCGCAGCGUACAUCAUAAACAACGUCGGCCUUCAAAUCUCUCCCAGAAGCCCAGUGGACAGCGGGACACCCGUGUCCAUCCGCUGCCAGGUCAGCGUCAGCAGCAGCAGCAUCUCUAAACUGACGCACCAGUUCCUGCUCACGCGGGACGAUGUUCCCAUCCACUCCUCCAACACCACAGAAGAGUCGGUGGAAUAUGCCCUCACACCGGCAAGAGCGGCUGACUCAGGAACCUACGAAUGUAGAGUCACAGUUAAGGACAAGAGCAGGAGCAGCAUCAGCCAGAAACUGGACGUUACAGGCCUGCAGACCCCCAAACUGAGCCUGAAUAAUUUAACACCCUAUGAGAAUGAGGAGUUCGUGGCCACCUGCAGUGCCCCAGAGGAGAAAGGGCCCUUAAAAUUCCAUUUCUACCAGAGAUUCAGGACUGGAGAGCCUGAGAUGAUAAAGCAGCUGCAGACGGCUGGGAAUUCCUCGGAGGCCACUCUGAAAAUCCGCCACAUUGGAGAAUGCUUUCUGUCCUGUGACUAUGAGAUCAGUAUGGUUUCUGAGAACAGACGGUCCAAUCUUAGCGAUGAGAUACAAGUGCUAAUCAAAGUGCUCAACAUUGUUCCUGUGAUGAAUAUCCUGCCCUCCCAAGUUGUGUUUGAGGGAGACACUGUAGAGGUCAUCUGUAGAGUGAUGGACAGCCGUUCGGAGCAGAUUGAAGUGUUUCUUGUGAAGGACAAACAAAUUCUCAAGAAAUCUGGCUUAGCCCUCAGUCAUCGGUUUGUUGUUAAAGAAGGGGACUCGGGGGAGCUUGUUUGCAAGGCAGAGUGGGGAAAUGUCCAGAAAGAAAAAAAUCAAGCUAUCACGGUCAAAGAGCUGUUUUCAAAGCCCCAGCUGACUGUUGAGCCCACUGAACUGUUUGAAGGAGAUCGUUUCAAACUGACCUGCUCUGUCUCUAUUUACAUUCCUGAGAGGAUCAGCAAUGAAACCAUGAAAUUCUCCUUCUACAAGGACAACAUCCGAAUGGAGCUGGACGAUGAAACCACAAAAUUCACCACGUACAAAAAUAACGUUCAACAGAUCAGUGUGGAGACUAAAAUUAUUGUGGUGAACUUUAAAAAAAAUGGCAACUACACCUGCAAAGCCCAGACCUCCUCUCUGACCCAUAAUUUUGUUAAGGAGAGCCAAAGACGUGUUAUUCAAGCCAAAGUUCCUGUUUCUGAACCUGUGCUGAGCGUCGUAGGGGGCACGCUGUUUUUGGGGAAGCCGUUCCGAUUGCUCUGUCACAGUGAAAGAGGCUCUCUACCCAUCACGUACACCUUGCAAAUCCCCAACAGUCUACCUGAGAACCAAGUCGUUACCAAGCUAGGCGAACAGGCCAUCUUCAAGCUCCCAGGCAUCCUCAAGAAAUCGGAUGUAGAAAAAUUUCUUUGCCAUGCCAAAAACAGUCUUAGGAGGCCUCCCCAGAUUGGAUCAGGAGAGCAAUUGCUGCGCUCAGCCAGAAUAAUAGAGCCGGUGUCAAAACCAGUGUUGACCAUUCAACCCAACUCUGGAGAUGUUUCUGAGGGGCAGAGCGUCAGCCUCGUGUGCUCCGUUCUUAGUGGCAGUCCUCCUAUUAACUUCACCUGGUACCACAGUGAAACCGUGGGCGCUCUUGCUUCCUUAUCUACCAAUGAAAUGAAAGGAACCCACAGCAUACCCAAUCUUAGAGGAGAGCAUGGAGGGAACUACUACUGCGUGAGCACAAACCUGGCCAAGGAAACCAAACAAAGUCUCACCGUGGCAAUUGGAGUGAAGAUGGCUGGUUGGAAGAAAGGUCUUAUUGCAAUCUUCUGCGUGCUACUUUUACUCGUGAUCCUUGUUAUUGCCUUCAAAUCACGCCUCCUUAAAUUCAAGAGGAAAAGGACUGGCCAGCUCUCAGUGAAGUCAGCCAGCACCAAAACAGAGAGACUGAGCCUCACCCAGGCAGAAAUGAACGAAGCUGCCAAUGUAACACCCGGCAUGAUGGGAAAAAGUGUUUGGAGUGAACACGUUUCAGGCUCUGAUACUGAUGACCAGAACAGUGUGACUAUACCAGACAAGCCAGAACCUCAGUACACAGAAGUGCAAACAAGAGAGGCAGAUCCCAACAGAGCUCCAGUGAAACAGGGCACCGACACUGUGUACAGCGAAGUGCGCAACUCUGUGCAAGGUGUUCCAGAGCUGACUGAUGGUGCGUCAGUGGAAUACGCACAGCUGAAUCGUGACGACGAACAGCACAAUGACCACAGUAACCAUGGUGACGACAGUGUGAAUAACGACCACACAACUGAGACUGACAACAGUGUAAGCGUUGAUGUGGGUGAUCAGGGGGGAGAAACAUGCGACUCAGUGCCUGACUGCUGAAGUAUAUUUGCUCCCUUAUUUAUCCAUCUUCUUCAUGAAAAUGGAAUGUUUUUGUACAACAAUCAGAAAAGCUCCUCGUUUAAGCAUUUGCGUUCUGUACUUCCUAUAUCUAAAAUGCUUUUUGAAAAGAAAAACGAAAAACUUUUCUUGCCUUGGUUUUUAAGCAAUGAUUAAAUGGUUUUGUA